Molecule: messenger RNA, 6851 nt
Organism: Xyrauchen texanus (razorback sucker)
Lineage: Eukaryota; Metazoa; Chordata; Actinopteri; Cypriniformes; Catostomidae
Product: histone deacetylase 11-like
Exons: 12
Coding region: 206-1333 (375 amino acids)
Molecular function (GO): histone deacetylase activity
Source: RefSeq, a predicted model, not a curated record
AAGCACUGGACAAGCAGACGAUUUAAUGUGCGCAUAAUACUCUUCUCUGUAAAUAUUUAAUAGAAACAACAUCAUUAUCUAUUAAGAGCAUGAUUGCACGUGUUACGUUCAUAAUAAACGCCUAGACGACAAAAAUAUUUUCAGCGUAGAAAUAAGAGACAUUUAGAAUGGCUAGCAGCUGAAUAAAUGAUAUGCUGUGGCCACAAUGUCAAAAAAAGAAGAUUCAGGUGGAAAGAAGGGUUCUCACCAAACUGAACUGUAUGCAGAAGUCCCUGCGACAUGCCUCCCUAUUGUCUAUUCUCCAGAGUACAACAUCACCUUCAUGGGUCUGGAAAAGCUGCAUCCCUUUGACGCAGGCAAAUGGGGCAAGGUCAUUCACUUCUUAAAAGAGGAACAGUUCAUCACAGAUGAGACCAUUGUUCCAGCCAGGGAGGCCAGUGAAGCAGAUCUUCUUGUGGUUCAUACUACACGUUACCUGAACAGACUCAAGAACGCUAUCUUGGAGGGCUCCAGAGAGUGGUCUCUGGUGGUUGCCAGCAUCACAGAAAUCCCACCUCUGCUGUUCUUGCCCAACUUCCUGGUACAGCGUAAAGUUCUGAGACCCUUGCGCACACAAACGGGAGGAACCAUCAUGGCUGGAAAGCUGGCAAUGGAUAGAGGAUGGGCGAUAAAUGUGGGAGGAGGUUUCCAUCACUGCUCGAGUGACAAAGGAGGAGGUUUUUGUGCAUAUGCUGACAUCACACUUGCUAUCAAGUUUCUCUUUGAGAGGGUGGAGGGGGUUGCUAGGGUCACCAUCAUCGAUCUAGACGCCCAUCAGGGAAACGGACAUGAGCGGGAUUUCCUUGAAGACAGACGAGUUUACAUAAUGGAUGUCUAUAAUCGCCACAUCUAUCCAGGAGACGGAUAUGCAAAGAGGGCAAUUAAGCGAAAAGUGGAGCUGGACUGGGGCACAGAAGACAUGGAGUAUCUCCAGAAGGUGGAGCUCCACUCAGAAGGGGCAAUGAAUGAAAUACGGCCCGACAUCAUCAUCUACAAUGCAGGCACGGACAUCCUUGAUGGAGAUCCUCUCGGAGGUCUGGCGAUAUCCCCACAGGGUAUAGUAAAGAGAGAUGAGAUCAUCUUCAGAGCAGCUCGGCGGAGAGGGAUCCCCAUCCUAAUGGUGACGUCAGGGGGCUACCAGAAGAAGACCGCCCGCAUCAUCGCUGACUCCAUCCUGAAUCUGAACAGGCAGGGUUUGAUUGGUGAAGAGGCUGUAGAGGGUGCAGGACCCUCACAUAUGCCGCUUAUGAUCAGCAAGUCUGUGUCUUCAACGGCCAUGUUUAAUGCCAUUUGACCUUUUCAAGUAUGUUAAACUGCACAUGCUGUUAAUUGACCUAAUGCGAAACAUAUAGAACUAAUAUUUGGUGUUCUAAUCAGGAAUCAAAUGGUUUGGUGUGUUGAACAGGGAUUGAAUCGUGACCAUAGUUUUCGUAGUUUAUUAUUUUGAACUUUUUUUACUCAUGUGUUACAUUUAUUGUGAUAGCUUUGGAGAGAAGUUCUAAUGGGAUAUUUAACCCCCCAAAAAACAAAAAACAGUCAUUUUCUCAUUCUCAUAUUGUUCCAAACCCAUAUGACUUUCUUUCUUGCUUGAAAUGCAAAAAGAGGCAUUUACCAGAAUGUCCAAGCAGUUCUUUCCAUAGAGAAAGUGGAUAGGGCUUUUAUGAAGCUUUAAAAUGACCAUACAAGCAUAAUAAAAUUAGUCCAUAUGACUUCUGCACUACAUUCCAAGUCUUUUGAAGCCAUAAAAUAGGUUUGUGUGAGGAUUAGAUAAUUCUCUCGUCAUUUACUCACGUCGCUGCCAUCUCAAACUCGUAUGAUUUUCUUUCUUCUGUGGAACACAAAUUAAGAUGUUUUGCAAUCAUGAUUUGUAGCUAGGUUACGCUUCCUUGUGCUUGACGCACAUGUCAACCACAAGGAUGUAUAAACAAGCUUCAAAUCAUGAUUGCGCCAAGUAGACUUUAGAUGUCGAGAUUUAUAUUUAAAAAGGAGUUACAGUUUGGUCCAUUUCUCACCCAAAACCAAUCAAAUCACUUCGGAAGACAUGGAUUAAACCACUUGAGUUUUAUGUGUUGGACCCCAUUGACUUUUUUAUGGGUAUAUUCACAUUGAAUCUCCAUCAGAAUAUCUUCGUUUGUGUUCUGCAACCGAAAGAAAGUCAGACUUAAGGUCUACGUGAUCAGAGAAUUAUUAUUUUUCUGUAAAGUGUUCCAUUAAGUUGUUAUUCCCUGAAAAUGUUGCCUUGAAAUCUUGACUGCCGUGGUCACCAUUGACUUUCAUUAUUUGGAAAAGAGCAGCUUGGAGAGUCUUCUAGAUGACUCCUUUUGUGUUCCAUAUGAGAAGGAAAGUCAUAAAGAUUUGGAACUAUGAGACAGAAUUUUCAUUUUUGGGUGAACUAUCUCUUUGAGUGUGAUAUUUCCAAUUGUUUUUUCUUUGUAUGGGUAUUUUAUGCAAUGUGCAUUUUUGCACGUUUUUAAAUGAGUAUAAUUGGUGCCCACAGGUUGGGCAUAAAGAGAACUGAUCUCUUCAUAAUUUAUGUGCGAAUUGGAUCUUCUGUUGUAGAGUUAUACAUUCCCCUACAACUCCCCCAUUUGAUGUCACACACAAAAAGAAUAUACAGUAUGCCAGGAGAUGAUUUUAUUAACGAUUCGUGGCAGCUCUCUCCAACACCAAAUUAGAUGUAUUCUAUUACGGCAUUAUGAAUCAAUUUUGGAUUCAUUACAGAUUCCUCAUUGCUACGGCCUGCUCUGCUAUCAUGCCUUAAAUUAUUCUGUGACAUUAAAUGGAAGUUGCUCUAAGAGACGUGCUUUAGUGUCCAGUUCACUUUAGCAGCAUGCAGGAAUUCUCAUUUGUGUGCAUCAGAAGGUGUGCUACUGUCAGCCUCAGUGCUCUAAUAUGUCAUAUUAUGGCUGGCAGCCUUUUGAAAUGUCUUCAGGCUGAGGCCGGGGCUUUCUCUGUUAGGAAAUGAAGCUCUUCAUUGGGGAGUGUGAGAGACAGUGCAGUUGGUUGGCAAUGACAGUUCUUUAAACAGUGAUCUUGUCUGCCUCAAUUUAACAAAAUGGUUCCUGUUAUCAAGAGAGUAAAAUGGAGAAAGUAACACUGUUUUUGAUUUUCAAUUCUGAUUUUUAAUUUAGAUUAAUAGAAUUGUUGUUUUUUUACUCAAGAAGGUGUUUAUUGCUCCACACUGAAUUAUCGUUUGUUGGCCUUGUAAGUUUAUUUUGAUCCAGUGGUACAAAUUAUUUUUUUUCAAUGGCUUUGAGUUCUCAGCAUAGUUUGAUAACCGUACCAAAGUCCCUUCAAGCAGGGUUAGAGUGGCCAUCGGGAGAGGGUACGGCGAGAGUACGGUACCAUAUGGCCUCCAUGACAGCAGUUGUGUGUCAAAUAAUGGGAGUUCAUUCUGAACAUGCAAUGCAGAUUUGUCUGGUUAAAUGAGAAAAGUAUUGCCAAUCAACUUUUUUGUUUACUAAAUAACAUAAUAGCAAAAAAAAUACAUGUUUUUGCUAUUAUUUACCCUCCAGCUCUUGCAUAAAUAUAAGCAAUCGUGAGGAAUUCCAGAAAGUAAUUAGGUUGUGUGUCGUGUAUUAUAACAAUUUCAAUGAGUCGUUGAUUCGAUGUCUUGACGCAUCGAACAGAUUUGUUCUAUUUAUCCGCAAUAUUGAAAAUUAAUAAUAAUUAUAAUUAUAAUAAUAACAAAAUAUCGAUAAAUAAAGAACUAAUAGUAAAAGCAUAACAUAUCGAUUAUUCGUAAAUGGGUUUGAUAAAAUCUCCAGUGGGCUGCAAGAAUCCUGAAAUUCCCAGUAAAAUUUUGUCUCCCAAUCUGACCCCGCUUUCAAGUUAAGUCAGUUCACUCGCCGACCAUCUUUGGAACACUCCCGGGCAGCUAUUUUCCAUGGAUACAAGCGGCGUAAAAAUACAGUUUGAAUGACGAAAGACCGAGAUCACCAAAGCGGUUGGUCAAGAUUACGAUCAAAGAACAUAUUUCAUAUUAGCAGUUAAAUCUGACAACAACAGCAUCAUAAAUAUCGCUUCUUCAGCUCAGAUCACGCUAAAAAGCUAAAUUUUUCAGGCUGGUCCAGCUAAUGCACAUGCGUGUUCUGGACUUGACUGACAAGCGAUGUCUGUAUCUAAAAGUUCAUUGGCUCUUUCACUUUUAAGGUGGGACUUUUCUACAUCCACCUUAUUGGGUGUUCCAAUUUCUCCCAUUCAUUUAAAUACAAGUGGUCGGGACAGAGAACCGAACUGAUGGAAUGGAUGUUGUGACGUAGUGAUUAAUGAUUUGUCAUUUGCUCUGUCAUUUAAUUCAAAUCCUGAUUUGACUGCACUCCAGUGGAAAAAGAAACCAUAACCAUGCCAAUAAGCCUGAAUAGGUAUAGUUCUGCAACAAGAACAUUCAGCCUGAUGGUGGAAAAGUGUGAAAGUUGUGAAAACUAAUUCCACUGGGCCUGCUUGUGUGGUGACAAAUAAAGAUUGACUUGCAAGAGCAAGUCUAGUGGCCUUCCAGAUCUUUGCACUACAAUGCUCUGAGAGCAUGGAUAAAAGGCAUAUAAUGCUUGAAUUUGCAAAGUCUCCUAAUUAAUUUUAUUGUUCUCUCUCUUGUUUAUAAGUCUCCUUCCAAAAUCAAGAACAAAUGUACAAAAAGGUGGAGUGAAGCUGGCUGCUUUAAAUUCUUCCCUUCCUAUUUGUCUAGUGUCUGAUGUGUUUGAUAUCUUGAACAAAAGUGGAAUAUAAAUUACAAGUGCACAUUCCUCAUCAUCAUUUAUGGUCUGUCCUUACAUUUGUGACUCCUUGACCAAACAGAAACUUUUGGGUUUCAACUUUCAGGAGUUAGCGUGUGUUAAUGUUAACAGCCAUGUAUAGGGUGACCAGACACCCAUUUUCACAAGUAGUGUCUCGGUGUCCUGACAAUUCAUAAAAUAAUUUAAAUAUGUCCCAGUUUCAGCUGUUUAGCUUACUAAAAUGAAGUAUCCUCAAUGUCCUUUUAGUAACUAAUUGGUUCUCAAUAGAGCGCAACAGUCUUGUUUCCGGAAGUAACGAUUCCAUUCCUCUUUUCCAUAGAGGAACUGAUUAUUAACGAUAACUUUGAAGACAGACCUACCUUGAGCUCAGAGGUUAAUAAUCAAUGGCAUUUGCUUCUUCAGAAGCUAUUAGUCCAGUUUAUUUCAACUUAUAUUUUUUUAAAUUGCGUUUAAUAAUUACAUUUUUGCUGGCAAACUACACUACCCAUGAUCCAGCAGAGAACGAUCCACCAAUCAUAGAAUCGCAGCAAACAAAUUUCGCCAAAAGAGCUCUGCAGCAAUCAAGUUGAUCUCACUACACUCUCAAACUACUAACAAUAGGAUAUUUUGUAAUACAUUUAAAAUAUAUUGUUCUAUACUUAUAACCAACAUUUUUAAAACAAUAUUUGUAUACUUUUCUAUGUUUUUAAAUUCGAUUACGUCAUUCGUUAUGCUACAUGUGAUUGUAGUUAAUUUCCUCAUUAAAGAUGAUAAGUAGACACGUUGUACCUUUGUCUGUUUGUCUGAUUUUCAAAAACAUUUUUGCUUCAAAUCAAAGUUUGAAAUAUUAUGAUUCACCUCAGAGCUGGUUGGUUUGGUUCAUGGUUUAGAACUCUUUUGAGGGAUUUUGUGGAAAAAAAUGAAAGGGAAAAAUACUUCCGUGUACUGUUGUGCUGUUAAUUUGCUGAUACUUUCAUUCUAAAACAUUACAUUAAAAUCUAAUGUGUGCAAUAUGUCAAACCCUCAACAAAGAAUCAACCCAUGCCCAAAGUGUAAAACUGCUGAUCUUGGUUAAUUAAGUGAUAUUGAAUGUAAAACAACAUGUAAAUAUCCAAAUCUAUAUGAACAAUAUUUUUGUUGUUAUUUAUUUUAUGUUAUUUGCAUAUUAUUCUGAUCGAAAAUUCACAGUUAUUCCCCUCUACCCCAACACCACCCCAUGUCACAUUUUGAGAGUGACUAAAAUCUGGUCAGUUAUGUAUCAAUCUUAGGUAAUGAGGGAUAAAAGUUAACAGAGAAGAAUGCUGAUUAGGUGUACUCUUGGGAAUGUUAAAAUUUGAGAAUUUCUAAUUGCUUUUUAGUGUUUGGUUGGUUUGUUAGUUCUCAAUGGUAUUGCACUCUGUUGUUGGCGGGAUCUUUGUAAUGAACACUAAUGAGCGUAGUAGGGCUCUUUUCUCCAUUUCUUUUUCUACAUCUAAUGAAAGGCGUCAAAAGGAUGCAUAUGAAGGUCACUUAAAAGACGUGGACUCUUUAGCUCUAGCCAGCCGUUUAAUGGAUUCGUACAUGAAAAGGGCCACAGAAGACCUGUUCGAACAAAUUACUUUGCUUGCCAAUGGUGACUAUUUCAUGUGCAUAGAGCUAGAUGGGAUUUUUAACUCUUUGCUUCAAUGGUAACUUUUUAUUUGACCUUCAGUUUGGCAGGUUUAUAAAGAUGACUAACAUUAUUGAAUAAAAGUGAUUUUUCUGUUCGUGCACUACUGUAUAAACAAUGUGUGAUGAUUUGAGCCACUUUACGAAACAAAUGUAUUAACUUAUUUUAUUCUCAUGUCUUAAAUUAUUUUUGAAAUAAAAUAAUUUAAAAUGGAAUUACUACUUUUAUUUAACUCAGCAUUCAUUGAUCAAUAUCAUGUCUGUUUAAACCUGCUUUAUGUGUAUAACUAUACUAUCCAUUUAUACGUUUAUACUGAAAAAUGGCAAAUUGUUAACAUCUAACAAACGUGCCAAAUGUGAUGUUUUCUUGUUGGGUUUACCUUUUUAUUUUGUCCCUGGUAUUUUUAUUUAAUACCAUUUCCUUGUAAGGAUGGGGAAAAUAAAUCACAUCUA